Messenger RNA from Paramisgurnus dabryanus, 1822 nucleotides. RefSeq names its product tripartite motif-containing protein 16-like. The record is from RefSeq and is a predicted model, not a curated record. Gene Ontology annotation, molecular function: protein binding; zinc ion binding. Lineage: Eukaryota; Metazoa; Chordata; Actinopteri; Cypriniformes; Cobitidae.
AUGGCAGAAGCCAGUAUUUUAUGGGAUCAGGAUCAGUUCAUCUGUUCAAUCUGUCAGGAUUUACUGAAGGAUCCAGUGACCAUUCCCUGUGGACACAGUUACUGUAUGAGCUGUAUUACAGACUGCUGGGAUCAGAAGAGAAACUACAGCUGCCCUCAGUGCAGACAGACCUUCAAUACAAGACCUGAUUUAUAUAAAAACACCAUGCUGGCUGAAGUGGUGGAGAAACUGACUGAUCGAUCUGCUGUCAGUUCUGCUGGACCUGAAGAUGUGAAGUGUGACGUCUGUACUGAAAGAAAAUACAAAGCUAUCAAGUCCUGUCUGGUGUGUCUGAACUCUUACUGCCAAACUCACUUUGAACAACAUGAAGCUUUUCACACAGGAAAGAGACACAAAGUGAUUGAUGUGACAGGAAGACUUCAGGAGAUGAUCUGCCCAAAACAUCAUAAACAACUGGAAAUCUACUGCCGUACUGACCAACAAUGUGUUUGUUAUCUUUGUAUGAUGGAUGAACAUAAAGGUCAUGACACAGUUCUGGUUGAAGUCGAGGGAACUGAGAAACAGAGACUACUGGGGAACAACCAGAGAAAACUCCAGGAGAAAGAGAAGGAAUAUCAGGAUCUAAGUGAGGCUGUGAAGAUUCACAAGCGCUCUGCACAGACAGCAGUGGACGACACUGAGAGGAUCUUUACUCAACUGAUCCGAUCCAUUGAGAGAAGACGAUCUGAGGUGACACAGCUGAUCAGAGAUCAGGAAAAGACUGCAGUGAGUGAAGCUGAAGGACUCUUGAAGCGACUGGAGCAGGAGAUUAAUGAUCUGAGGAGGACAAAUGAUGAGAUGGAGAAACUUUCACAAACAAAAGAUCACAUCAGUUUCCUUCAGAGUUUUCAGUCUCUCUCUUCAUCUCCUGGAUCUUCAGACAACAUCAUUGUAUCUUCUCUUCUCUCUUUUGAUGAUGUGAUGAAAUCUGUCACUAAACUGAAAGAAAAGAUGGAAGAUUUCUGUAAAGAAGAGAUUGGAAAGAUAUCUGAGAAAGUUUCAUUUUUAGAAAUGAUUCCCACCAAUGAACCCAAGAUCAGAGCAGAGUUCCUACAGUAUUUCGGGCUCUUCUCUCUGGAUCCACACACAGCACACAGAUUUAUCUGUCUGUCUGAGGAGAACAGAGCGGCUUCUUACACUGACACAGAUCAGCGGCAUCCUGAUUCUGAUCCUGUACCUGAUCACCCAGACAGAUUUGAUUAUUAUUAUCAGGUGUUGUGUAGAGAGAGUUUAUGUGGACGCUGUUAUUGGGAGAUUGAGUGGAGUGGGGAUGAUGGUGUGUUUAUAUCAGUGUCAUAUAAGAGCAUCAGCAGGGAGGGGAGAGGUGACGAGUGUUUAUUUGGAUUUAAUGAUCAGUCCUGGAGAUUGUUCUGUUCUCCCUCUGAAUUCUCAUUCUGGCACAAUAAGAUAAAGACAAAACUCCCUGUAGUGUCCAGUUCUUCUAGAAUAGGAGUUUAUGUGGAUCACAGUUCAGGAUCUCUGUCCUUCUACAGCGUCUCUGACACAAUGACCCUCAUCCACAGAGUCAACACCACAUUCACUAAACCUCUCUAUCCUGGGGUUGGGUUAUAUUCAGACUCAACAGUCAAACUGUGUCUAGCAUGUGAUGGAGAUGUUUUACGUAGACCUACUACAAGAAGAAUUGGUCAAAAGAGUAAACUGAAAACAAUUUGGAAUAGUAUUUACUUGAAAAUAGAUAAGAAACCAUUUUCACUCAGAAAACACUAGUUAAUUUAAAAUAAUUGUCAAGGCUAAACACAAUUAUCAACAGUUUUAACUAGAA